AAAAAAAAAAGAUUGACUAUUUGCAUUUUCAGCCAUUAAAUAGCCAUAUCUUAGCCAUAGCCAUAGCUUACCCAAUCAUCUAUCUUGGUGGAGGUAUAUGAAAGUGGUCCCACCAUCCUUCUUUAUUUCUGAAUGUGGCCCUCAGUGGAAAGAGUGUUGACACCCCUGGUCUAUGUGAACUGCAGUAUAUAUUAAAAAAUAUCCAUGUUAAUAGAAAGCUUCAUAUAAUACCCUCUGCCCAUACUAUUUUAGGAAGGUAGAGCCCAACAGAAAAUGUUAUCUAAUGAAAUAAGAUUUCUUAGCCCAUCAUGUAGCUUAUGUCUGUCCUGAGGUCAUGUAGAUACCAUCAUGACUGCAUACAUUAGGGGCUGUGUGCUUGUCGAUGCAAAUGUACAUGUGCUCUGUUAUUUGCAUUUAGUGUGGAGAUAUAUGCAAGCAAAUCCUGUUUGAUUUGCAGCGAUGCUGUAUGUCAUGAACAGGGCUUUCAUCAUCAUAUGGGUAUUACGUUUCAGAGUUCUACUUACAUUCAGUUUACGUCUUGUCAACGUAAUAUUAAAAUCUUAAGUCCCACGGCAGUGAUACUCUUGUUACAUACAUUUGCAAUAACAUAUCUCAGUAAUUUCUGAUUUGCCUUAAUAGCUACCUCCACUAAUAAUUAUCCACAUAAGACAGUGUUCCUAUCGUAUUUAUACUUUAUAAACCCGAGGAAGCGUGCACUGACAGGACACCGUCUUCUGCUACAGCAGGGAUACAAUACUGCAUGGAUCUCACCCCUUAAAUAUAGGAUUAAAUACUAAAUAAUCAUAGCAAUCAUUAUAGUUAACUGAAGUGACCUUAUGCUAACUUUACUGCAGUCAAGAAGCUUGCUGAGAGGUUGAAACAUCCCUACAUUUCCGGAUGAUAGUGUUAAGAACAUGCUUGGAAAGAGAACAUACAGCUUUAAAUAAAAUACGGAAAAUACUACCAUAUCGGGCUCUCUCCUUCAAAAUAAGGGCACGAGCAAAUAUGACAUCGAUAUACAGGGGUUAUAUCGCGUUUAUUCGUCGUCGGCAUCUUUAAACAGUGAAUGUUAGCUUUAUCUGUUGCAAACAGACUUGAAAAUGUUGAUUUCGUGUUGAAACCAGAAGUUGUAGCCGGACUUGGACCCUUAUUUUGACAAUGGCGAGGCGGCUUUUCCCUGAGUCCCACACAGCGCUCGUUCGUCAGAGAAGACGCUCUUCUGAUGUCACCGAGCCCCGGGGGCGACACCAGUCCGCCGCUAUAUAUUCGUCCCGGCUCGGUGGAUGAAGACAGCGAACUGAAUCAGAAACGAGAUCAAGCAAACAAACAUCGACAGACAACAUGGUGAAGAUCACUUUUCAGCCUGUGUCGGCGCAGAAGCCGGAAAAAGAGGGCGAUGAAGACAAGAUCAUCAUACCUCAGGCUCACGAGCAGCUGGUUCUUCCUGUUGGGUCCAAGAAGCCUUUUCCAGUGGCCCUCUGCUGCCUUACCUUUGGCCUGGUGGUCUUCAUGUCAGGACUUGUUCUGGCCUCUAUCUACGCCUACCGAUACUACUUCAUACCUCAGCAGAUCCCAGAGGACAGCUUGUUCCACUGCCGGGUCAUCUAUGAGGACUCUGUGUAUGCUCCACUGAGGGGCCGCCUGGAAUUGGAGGAGAAUGUGGGCAUCUACCUUGAUGAUAACUAUGAACAGAUCAGCGUACCUGUGCCACACUUUGGAGGCAGUGACCCCGCUGACAUCAUCCAUGACUUUCAGAGGGGCCUCACAGCUUACUACGAUAUUGCCUUGGACAAAUGCUACAUCACUGAGCUGAACACCACCCUGGUGAUGCCUCCUCGGAACCUGUGGGAGCUGCUUGUCAAUGUCAAGAGAGGAACGUACCUUCCUCAGACUUACAUCGUCCAGGAGGAGAUGGUGGUGACCGGGAGGGUGAGGAGCAUGAGGCAGCUGGGACCCUUCAUCCACAGGCUUUGCUAUGGCAAAGAAACCUACCGCCUCAGACGCCGUAACCAGCGCAGACGUAUCGAGAGGCGCGAGACUAAGAAGUGUCACAGCAUCCGUCACUUCGAGAACACGUUUGUGGUUGAGACCGUCAUCUGUGAUAGGGUUUAAAUCUGAGCCGGAAAUCACAGCCAUCCAACCCUGAAGCCAACUUAAAACCAUACCUCUUGAAUUCUUUAGGCUUUUAAAUGCACUUUAAGAUCAAGUUUUGCCCACUAGUUGUCAUGUCUGUCUUUUUGUGUUUGUUUUGUUGUCUCUAGUUUUAAAUAAUCUUUAACUGUUAAUGUCUUUUUUAAUUCAGAUAGUCUGUAUAUUUGGCUGAUGUUAUAAAUGUUGUAAUAUCUCUGUGGAUUGUCAAUUGUGCAUAAGAUUUUAAUGUUCUAGUGUGUCCAUUUGUGGCGUUUUCACCUCAAAACUUGAUUUUGUUUAAUUUUAUACUUCAUCUAUUCUUAUUUUCGUUCAUUGACAGUGCACUUGGCUGAAGCUGCUUGCACUUUGCACUUAUGUUACUUUUUGUUUCUUUGUUAUUUUGUUUUGAAUGUCAGAAAAUGGCCAAACAUACCUCAUGCAGUUUACUCUUUUUUUUUUUUUUUGCUAGUUUAUAUCAUUACUGAAUGGUGUAGAUAACUGAUUGUUCUGAAGCAAUAUCUACUGUAAAUUAAUUUUGAACAUACUGCAACUUACAUAGAUUUUUAUCUGAAAUCGACUUGUUUUGUGAAUGUUUAUUUCUUCAUAGUUUGUCUUCUUAUAUCAUGAUGUGUCACACUUUCCUACUCUUUUGAUCUAACGGCUUUAGACUGUAAUUAGUAGCAGUGCUUUAGAGAGACAGAAGGAACCAAAGCUUUGGUCAGAAUUGCUAUGCUAACUGUAAAAGAUGUAUGAAAUAUUUAGGAAGAAUGCUUUUACUGUAGAUGAAAUCAAAGGCUGAACUCAUUUUGUCUCACUUGGAUUUGCCUGUUGUCUUAGCUCUUGCCACUUUUCAAUCCUUCCUAUCUCAGCAUUAUAUUCUCUCUAUCUGUCGAUUCAUCCCAACUUCAACAAAAGACUUGGGGUGUCAUUCUUACGUAAAACUGGGAGCAAAUAAGUCUCUGUUAAUUGAGGCCUGUGUUAUGUACUCAUACUUCAUCAUCUAAGAACUUCAACUCUAAUGUACAGUCGAUUUUCUUGUAAUAUCUUGCUGCUUUAAGA
Cheilinus undulatus (humphead wrasse) is the source of this 3189-nucleotide messenger RNA. It is a transcript of the gene itm2cb, whose product is annotated as integral membrane protein 2Cb. Gene Ontology annotation, cellular component: Golgi apparatus; plasma membrane; extracellular exosome. The record is from RefSeq and is a predicted model, not a curated record. The coding region runs from base 1342 to 2112 and encodes 256 amino acids. Gene Ontology annotation, biological process: negative regulation of amyloid precursor protein biosynthetic process. Gene Ontology annotation, molecular function: amyloid-beta binding. Lineage: Eukaryota; Metazoa; Chordata; Actinopteri; Labriformes; Labridae. The transcript is spliced from 6 exons.